CCCGCUCCUUCUGGCCUGCUCGUUCGAAAUCUUCCUCUCGAUGCCAGGCCUGAAGAUCUUAGGAUCCCAUUUGAGCGAUAUGGCCCAGUGAAGGAUGUGUAUCUUCCUAAGAAUUACUACACUGGGGAGCCACGGGGCUUUGGGUUUGUGAAGUACCGUUAUGCGGAGGAUGCAGCUGAAGCAAAGCAACAACUGAACCAUUCAGUUAUUGGUGGACGUGAAAUAAGAAUUGUGUUUGCUGAGGAGAAUAGAAAAACUCCCCAAGAAAUGCGUACAACUACUCGCGUAAG
This is a messenger RNA of Prunus avium (sweet cherry), 290 nucleotides long. NCBI's taxonomy places the organism in Eukaryota, Viridiplantae, Streptophyta, Magnoliopsida, Rosales, Rosaceae. The record is from RefSeq and is a predicted model, not a curated record.